This is a messenger RNA of Puma concolor (puma), 2787 nucleotides long. The record is from RefSeq and is a predicted model, not a curated record. Lineage: Eukaryota; Metazoa; Chordata; Mammalia; Carnivora; Felidae.
AUGGCAGAGGGAAACAACAAUGAAGAGGUAAUUCACUUGAACAACUUUCACUGCCACCGGGGACAAGACUGGAUCAAUCUCAGAGAUGGACCCAUCACCAUAUCUGACUCCUCUGAUGAGGAAGGGGUUCCCAUGCUGGUCACCCCAGCUCCUCAGCAACACGACGAAGAGGACCUGGAUGAUGAUGUCAUCCUGACGGAAACAAAUAAACCUCAGACAUCACGACCCAAUCUCAUCAAACCAGCUGCCCAGUGGCAAGAUCUCAAAAGAUUGGGAGAAGAAAGGCCUAAAAAGUCUAGAGCAGCCUUUGAAUCAGAUAAGAACGGCUAUUUUUCAGUGUGUAACAGCUCAUUGUUUGAUUCUGGGGCACAGGAUGAUUCUGAAGAUGACUACGGUGAAUUUCUGGAUCUUGGGCCUCCUGGAGUUUCUGAAUUCAUUAAGCCAAGUGGCCAAACAGAAAGAGAACCCAAACCUGGACCAAGUCAUAACCAAGUAGCAAAUGACAUUGUCAACCCCAGAUCAGAGCAGAAAAUCGUUAUCUUGGAAGAACGUGGCCUUCUUUUACCAGAAGGUGAUCCUUUGGACUCUCAGAACCAGUCAUCUGAUUCAGAAACAGAGCUUUUAUCAAACUUUGGAGAAUCACCUGGUAUCCUGGAUGAUCAGGUCAUCGAAGAAGGCUGCUGGUUAGACCAUCGUUACUUCCAGUCCCUAAACCAGCAGCCCCGGGAGAUAACAAACCAGGUGGUUCCUCAGGAGCGGCAGCAGCCCGAAGCAGAACCAGGCCCAUUGUUGUAUCAGCGUGAGCCCCCAGGGCUGGCUUUUCCAAGGCCGGCUUUUCCAAGACCCGAACCCCAGCAGGAUGGGAUUCCGGGCCCCUCCUCUCCGCAGCCUGGCCAUCCUCUGGGAGAGCUUGAAGACCAGCAGUUAGCAAUAGAUGAUGAGGAGCCCGGGCCAGCCUUUCCACUACAAGGAUCUCAGGAGCCCAAUUUGGAAAACCUUUGGGGGCACGAAGCUACUGAGGUAGAUCAAGAACUCGUUGCACUUUUAGUGAAAGAAACAGAAGCGAGAUUUCCAGAUGUUGCAAAUGGGUAUGUUGAGGAGAUAAUUCAUUUGAAGAAUUAUUAUGAUUUGAAUGUACUUUGUAAUUUUCUUCUGGAAAAUCCAGAUUAUCCAAAGAGGGAAGACAGAGUCAUUAUCAACCCCAGUAGCAGCCUGCUUGCCAGCCAAGAUGAGACCAAGUUGCCUAAACUAGACUUUUUUGACUAUUCUAAAUUGGCUCCUCUUGACCAGCGCUGCUUCAUCCAAGCUGCUGACCUCCUGAUGGCCGACUUCAAAAUGCUCAGCAGUCAGGACAUCAAGUGGGCCCUGCAUGAGCUCAAAGGACACUAUGCAAUCACCCGAAAGGCCUUUUCUGAUGCCAUUAAAAAAUGGCAGGAGCUAUCACCAGAAACCAGUGGAAAAAGAAAAAAGAGAAAAGAAAUGAAUCAGUAUUCUUACAUAGAUUUCAAGUUUGAACAAGGUGACAUAAAAAUAGAAAAGAGGAUGUUCUUUCUGGAAAAUAAGCGGCGACAUUGUAGGUCCUAUGACCGGCGUGCCCUUCUUCCAGCUGUGCAGCAAGAGCAGGAGUUCUAUGAGCAGAAAAUCAAGGAAAUGGCAGAGCAUGAAGACUUUCUGCUUGCCCUGCAGAUGAAUGAAGAACAGUAUCAAAAGGACGGCCAGCUGAUCGAGUGCCGCUGCUGCUACGGGGAGUUUCCGUUUGAGGAGCUGACGCAGUGUGCGGACGCGCACUUGUUCUGCAAAGAGUGUCUCAUCAGAUACGCCCAAGAGGCCGUCUUCGGAUCUGGGAAGUCAGAGCUCAGCUGCAUGGAGGGCAGUUGCACGUGUUCAUUCCCAGCCAGCGAACUGGAGAAGGUGCUUCCCCAGACCGUCCUGUAUAAGUACUACGAACGGAAAGCGGAAGAAGAAGUGGCCGCCGCUUACGCCGAUGAGCUUGUCAGGUGCCCCUCCUGUAGCUUUCCGGCCCUGUUGGACAGCGACGUGAAGAGGUUCAGCUGUCCCAAUCCUCGCUGCCGAAAGGAAACCUGUAGGAAGUGUCAGGGACUCUGGAAGGAGCACAAUGGCCUCACCUGUGAAGAGCUGGCAGAGAAAGAUGACAUCAAGUACCGAACGUCUAUUGAGGAAAAAAUGACAGCAGCCCGCAUCAGGAAAUGCCACAAGUGUGGGACCGGCCUCAUCAAAUCCGAAGGCUGCAACCGCAUGUCUUGCCGCUGUGGCGCCCAAAUGUGCUACCUCUGUCGAGUGUCCAUCAGCGGCUAUGACCAUUUCUGCCAGCAUCCUCGCUCACCGGGAGCUCCUUGCCAGGAGUGUUCAAGAUGCUCUCUCUGGACCGACCCCACCGAAGACGAUGAGAAGCUAAUUGAGGAGAUCCAGAAGGAGGCUGAAGAAGAGCAGAAGAGAAAGAACGGAGAGAACACCUUCAAACGCAUCGGGCCCCCCUUGGAGAAGCCUCCAGAGAAAGUCCAGCGGAUCGAAGCCCUGCCGAGGCCCGUCCCGCAGAACCUGCACCAGCCACAGAUCCCACCCUACGCCUUCGUGCACCCACCCUUCCCUCUGCCGCCCGUCCGGCCCGUGUUCAACAACUUCCCCCUCAACAUGGGCCCCGUCCCGGCGCCCUACGUGCCCCCCCUGCCCAACGUGCGCGUCAACUAUGACUUCGCGCCCGUCCACGUGCCGCUGGAGCACAACCUGCCCAUGCACUUCGGCCCCCAGCCACGGCGCCGCUUCUGA